GUCCCCGUUCACAUGGCCUACUCAAAUGGGCCCAGAUGUCUGAAAUGUACGGACAACUGCCCAGGGCUCGACUUACAUUACUUCCGAAAAAUCUGCAAAAAUUGUCGAUGUCUGGCAGAAGACCACGAUAUGCCAUCAUGCCAACAGCGAGACUGCCGUCCAAUGAGCAUGCUUUUUCAGUCCUGCGAAUCAAUACCGCCCCCUUCCGAUUCCAAACCUGAUUGGACAGCUAAAUUCCAGAAGCUGUCAAUCAUCGAUCCUGGAGAUUUAACCCAGAUAACGGUCCCACAGAACGAUGUGGUCAUGAGCAAACUCAUCAGUGAAAAUGUGAGAUCACAGAAGUUCAUUUCCAUGCUGCCCGAGGACAAGCAGGAGUUCGCAUCCAACCUGCGCCGGAAGCAGCUGCAGAGACAGCUUCCUCUGCAUGACCUAGACCCGCGGUUCUGUAACAGUCUAGCAACUUCCGAGAUGGUGAAGUACGAGAAGUUUGCCGACAGGAGAAGAAAGAAAGCCGCUGGUAUAGGGCAGAUCGGUGAGGUCACUUCAGCAGGAUCAGUGGGGUGUCAUAACUGUCAGAAGAAAAUGGAGAUGGGCAGUCCAGCUGUGAUUGUCAGCAAGGUCCCUGGUGACUGUUGGCAUCCUGGUUGCUUUGUCUGCUCCACCUGUAGACAGUUGUUAGUGGACAUGAUCUUCUUCAGCAAAAAGGGAAAGAUCUACUGCGAGAGGCACUAUGCAGAUCUCUUGUACCCCAGGUGUUUUGCUUGUGAUGAGAUAAUAUUUUCCAGAGAGUACACACAAGCUGAAGGUCGGGCUUGGCAUGUGCACCACUUCUGCUGCUGGUACUGCGAUGCUGCCCUCGCGGGGCAGAGGUACAUUGCCAAGGACAAUAACCCAUACUGUGUCAACUGCUUUGACAAGCUCUUCAGUAAAAUUUGUAGCACAUGUCAGCGACCUAUCACAGCCGAUGCUCCAGGAGUGACCCACAGUGAUUUCCACUGGCAUGCUUGUCCACACUGUUUUAGCUGUCACUCGUGUGGGCGCAACCUGCUCAACCAACAGUUCAUGCUCAAAGACGGCAAGCUGUACUGUGGGAUGACGUGUCGGCACAGAUCGGCACCUACUUGUUUGACAGCGGCUAUAGCUAGACAGUUUACUCAGUAA
Messenger RNA from Candidula unifasciata, 1161 nucleotides. The record is from the annotation of a GenBank genome assembly. Lineage: Eukaryota; Metazoa; Mollusca; Gastropoda; Stylommatophora; Geomitridae.